AUGCGAUGCCGAGACACAGUCCCCGUGCUGGUGGGACUUAGGAGACAUGGGCAAACUGACUCAGCGACAGCUCUAACGACGGAGAAAGCUGGCGUGACUUCGGGCACUCCAACCCCCUCUUGGACUGAGGUAAUUAAGAAAGGGAAGAACAAGAAACCUCCCACGUCAGCGGAAGUAGCGGAAAAAACUGAAAAGGCAGAAAAACCCGGAGCCACGCGACCGCGAGCCAGAGCGCGGCCGUCAGCAAUCCUGGUAAACGUUGGUGAUAUGCAAUUCCCGGAGCUAGCCAAGAAGAUACGCGGGGGCGUCAACCAGGCGAUCAUCGGUGACAGUGUUGUGGGCAUGAGACAGGCUAAAUCUGGCGGCCUACUCAUUGAAGUUCGCGGUGACCAGGAGCACAUAGAAGCGGUCCGUGCUGAAGUCGCUAGGUCUGCGGGGCCCGACGUCCAGGUGAAAUCCCUACAGCAGAGGGCACUGGUGGAGAUAUUGGACCUGGAUCAGUGGACCAGCUCUGACGAAGUCAACCAAGCGGUGGCGGGUGCGGCAAGCAUCGGGCAGGACACCGUCAAAGUGGUGAGCCUCAGGAAAAGGUUCGUCGGCUCACAGCUGGCUCUGGUAUCUCUUCCCCAAGUGGCCUCGCGGAAACUGACCAACGCAGGUCGGCUGCGAAUUGGCAUGGUCAGUUGCAGGGUCAGAAUGGCCGACACCAAGGUCAGGUGCUUCCACUGCCUUGCUUUCGGACACACUUCAAACAAUUGUGAAGGGCCCAGAUAG
Molecule: messenger RNA, 774 nt
Organism: Macrosiphum euphorbiae (potato aphid)
Lineage: Eukaryota; Metazoa; Arthropoda; Insecta; Hemiptera; Aphididae
Source: the annotation of a GenBank genome assembly